Phytophthora sojae is the source of this 1431-nucleotide messenger RNA. RefSeq lists its product as hypothetical. The annotation marks the transcript as partial. Gene Ontology annotation, biological process: amino acid transmembrane transport. The transcript is spliced from 2 exons. Gene Ontology annotation, molecular function: amino acid transmembrane transporter activity. The record is from RefSeq and is a predicted model, not a curated record. Lineage: Eukaryota; Oomycota; Peronosporomycetes; Peronosporales; Peronosporaceae.
AUUCACGUGUACAUGGGCUUCAUGAUGUCCAUCAUCGGGGCCGGCAUGCUCUCCGUGCCGUACACGCUGGUGCUCGUACCAAUGUGGCAGGCGCUGGCUGGGAUCGCCUUCGUGGGCUCAGCGAUGUCGUGCACGGCCAACGCGCUGCUCCACGCCCACGUUCACGCCGCGGCGCGGGCGGAGUUCGAGGCGCACGCACUGGGGGCUGGGAGCGAGUUCGUGGGCUUCCAGUCUCUCGCGCGCCGUGCGGGAGGACCAGUUCUGGGCUACGCGGUGUCGCUCAUCAUGGCCAGCGGAGUCUACGGCGGCUGUGUAGGCAACAUCCAGAUCAUCCGUGACUUGACGCCUUUCGUGGUAGAGCUGGUGUAUGGUGGGGCCAAGGACUUGUCGGAGAGCGGGCAAGAACACGCCAAGCAGAUCGUCAUGUGGGCGCUACUGGCCGUGGUGCUGCUACCUCUAUGUAUGCUGCGCAAACUGUCGGCGCUGCAACCAACCAACUACGUGAGCUUCGUACUCUCGCUCUACCUCGUGGGUGCUGUGGUCUACCGCUCUCUGGAAGGGUACAAGCCUACCAUAGACGCUCAAACAUUAUCGACGGAAACUAACAGCUCGUUAGUGCACGGCAGUACGUCUGGAAGCGAGUACUCUAGUUCUGGCAGUGUCGACGUUCAGGUGGUCAGCACUUCAACGGAUGAUGCCACAGACACCUCAAAGCUCGACGGCAACAGCUUUACUCGCCUGGCUCAGUCCAUCUCGAUCUACAACUUCGCGUUUAUGAUGACGCUCAACUUGCUGCCGCUCUUCGUGCAGCUCCUCAAGACGAACGGAGGCAGCAACUUGCCAAGACGUGGGGCCAUGAGGAACUUCACCACGUUCUUGACGGCGCCUCCGCUCCUGGCGACCCGCUUGCAGAUGAUGAAGUGCAUUUUCGGAGCAACUUUCGUCUGUGCAAUUCUUUACGGGGCCAUCGGCAGCGCAGCGUUUGAUCUCUACGGCGACGACAUCGACGGCAAUAUCCUGCUGAAUCUGGAGAGCGACCCAGUCAUGAAGAUCCCUCUCGUCGCGACGUACUUGACGGUGCUGUUCACGUUCCCGCUGCUCUUCCUGCCACUUCGUUCUCUCGUUGAGGAGCUACUGGAUCAAACCGACAAGCGGGAUAAGGUUCCCGGUCCUACCAGGCUUGUGAUCGUCCUGGCGCUUCUCUGCAGUCAGCAAAUUAUCGCGCUCAACGUCUCGGGCAUUGAGGUGGUUUUCUCCCUGAUGGGAGCCACGAGCUGCCUUGUCAUCUGCUACGCGUUUCCAGUGAUCGCCUUCACGACGGUGUAUCCAUGGCGUCGAGCUCGUCACGGCUUCCUCUGGGUUUCGGUGCUCUGGGCGAUCGUGGUUAUCGUGAGUGUUCAAGGUGCCACGUGUGUUUGGUUGCUACUCACA